Messenger RNA from Maudiozyma barnettii, 504 nucleotides. RefSeq names its product Mpo1p (gene MPO1). NCBI's taxonomy places the organism in Eukaryota, Fungi, Ascomycota, Saccharomycetes, Saccharomycetales, Saccharomycetaceae. The record is from RefSeq and is a predicted model, not a curated record. The coding region runs from base 1 to 504 and encodes 167 amino acids. The transcript has a single exon. Gene Ontology annotation, biological process: sphingoid catabolic process. Gene Ontology annotation, cellular component: endoplasmic reticulum.
AUGAAGCAUUCGUUGUUGGACUUACGCUCACAAUUGCGGUUUUACAAGUUUUAUCAUCAUAAUGACACAAAUGUCGCCAUCCACGCAGUGUUUGUCCCAACGAUUCUGGUGACCAGUGCGUCACUGCUACACCGUUUCACUCUAUAUAAAUCUAUUACACUGACACAUGUAUUAACUGUAGGCUAUGCUGUGUUCUAUUGUUUACUAUCUCUGCCUGUUGGUAUGAUGGCCAGUGCAUUAUUGAUACUGUUGAAUGUUGCAUUGGAUAAGAAGUGGCUGAAUACUACACAGAGCCAAGACACGGGUAUAUUUGUUUUGAGUUGGAUAUGCCAAUUCAUAGGACAUGGUGUGUUCGAACGUAGGAAACCUGCACUGCUGGACAAUUUGGUGCAGAGUCUUGUAUUGGCACCAUAUUUUAUUUUAUUCGAAUUCUUAUUUAAAUUAGGUCUUUAUAAGGAUUUAAAUCAACAAUUAAAGCAGGACAUCGCGACGAUUUCUAAGUGA